AACAGGUCAGAGUUCAUUACAGACCUCAUACUGAAGUCUUCAAAUGUUCACUGAAGAAGACCCGACCAUAAACUGAUGCAACAAUGGUUUAAAGAAGGCUUGACAGUCUUCGGGUGUCUCCGUCCACAUCGAUCCGAAGAGUCACUUCACUGGCUGACCAUGUAGAUCAAUCCCUAGCAGGGUGACCACUGGGCUACGAGACGCCAACCAGGGGUAGAACAUCAGGAAUGAGGAAGUAGGUCCAUAUUAGAGACGAUCAGACUGGGAACUCAGAACACUGGGAGCUCGGGAGUAGCAGAUACACAAAGAUCGGCUAUGCCGGAAACACCGAGCCACAGUUCAUCAUGCCAUCCUGCAUUGCGAUCAGAGAGACUGCUGGAGUUGGAGACCAGGCUCAGAGACGCCUCAUGAAGGGAGUGGAUGAUCUGGAUUUCUUCAUCGGUGACGAGGCGAUCGACAAACCCAACUAUGCAACCAAGUGGCCAAUCAGACACGGUAUCAUCGAGGACUGGGAUCUGAUGGAGAAGUUUAUGGAGCAGAUUAUUUUUAAAUACCUCCGUGCUGAGCCAGAAGACCACAACUUUCUUGUGACUGAACCUCCUCUCAACACACCAGAGAACAGAGAAUAUUUAGCCGAGAUCAUGUUUGAGACCUUCAACGUUCCGGGACUUUACAUCGCUGUCCAGGCUGUUCUGGCCCUAGCGGCCUCGUGGACAUCCAGGCAGGUGGGACAGCGAACGCUAACAGGAACCGUUAUAGACAGUGGAGACGGAGUCACGCAUGUGAUACCUGUGGCUGAGGGCUAUGUGAUCGGGAGCUGUAUAAAGCACAUCCCUAUAGCAGGCCGAGACAUCACCUACUUCAUCCAGCAGAUCCUCAGAGACAGAGAGGUCGGGGUUCCUCCUGAACAGUCUCUGGAGACCGCAAAGGCAGUAAAGGAGAGGUACUGCUACAUCUGCCCAGACAUUGCAAAAGAGUUCACGAAGUAUGACACGGACCCCGCGAAAUGGAUAAAGAAAUACAAAGGCAUCAACGCCAUCACCAAAAAUGACUUUCACAUAGAUGUGGGAUAUGAGCGCUUCCUCGGACCAGAGAUUUUCUUCCAUCCGGAGUUUGCCAACCCGGAUUUCAUGGAUUCCAUUUCCGACGUGGUCGAUGAGGUCGUUCAGAGCUGUCCGAUAGACGUGAGAAGACCUCUUUACAAGAAUAUAGUGCUCUCUGGAGGAUCUACUAUGUUCAGGGACUUUGGUCGACGGCUACAAAGGGAUCUGAAGCGUGUAGUCGAUGCCAGACUUCGACUCAGUGAGGAGCUCAGCGGAGGCCGGAUAAAGCCAAAACCAAUGGAGGUCCAGGUGAUCACGCAUCAUAUGCAGAGAUACGCCGUCUGGUUUGGGGGGUCUAUGUUGGCCUCCACGCCCGAGUUCUUCCAGGUGUGUCACACGAAGAAAGACUACGAAGAGCGCGGUCCAAGUAUCUGUCGCCAUAAUCCGGUGUUCGGGAUCAUGUCCUAACCCUGGACUCUUAUUGUAGAUGCAGUUCUGUGAAUUCACCGCUGUGAUCAUGUCUCUACGUCUAUCGACUCCAAAAUUAUUUAUUAGAAGACAUAAAUUUCACAUCCAUGACAGAAAAUAUAGACGAGACGUCGUGUCCUCUUCAGCUUCCUGCACUUGUAAUAGCACGGCGUCAAUAUCCGAAAAACAUAUAUUACAUUUACGGCAUUUAGCAGACACCCUUAUCCAGAGUGACUUACAACUGAGGGUUAAGGGCCUUGCUCAGGGGCCCAGCAGUGGCAGCUUGGUGGACCUGGGGUUCGAACCCGUGACCUUCUGAUCAGUAGCCCAACACCUUAACCACUGAGCUACCACAUCCCCCAUAUACCCAUGUAAGAGAAGCCAUACACUGAUGACUGUUUCCUGUCCUCACUUUUGUGUGAUGGGGAAUUUUAAGGACAGUUUUAUGCAGCUGUUUUCGCACGUGGAUUGAAGCUUGUUGUGAAGACUUCAAGAUGAAGCAAGAUUUCGACAAUUACAUUAUAUUUGUAACAGAGACGACGAGACGGAGACGGGAUAAAUGCUCACGUUAAAUAAUGCAUGGGUUUGAAAUGAUAUAUUCUUACAGGAGAGAUGGAAGGAAGGAGAAAGAGUGUUUAUUUAACUAUUUCAGUACCUAUAGAAAUGUAUAAACAUUUAUAAUUAGAUGUGUAUUUUUAAUCGUCGAGUUGAACAUUGACCGACGUGGUUUCGAUUUCGAGCGAGAUUAAAGGAGAACUCUGCUGUUCAAACCAGAGUGAACAUCUUUUAAAGUACAAAAUUGAUCUGCCUCUAAAUAUGUCUAUGAAUUCUCUCUCUCUCUCUCUCUCUCUCUCUCUCUCUCUCUCUCUCUAUUUUAAGAUUUUGAUAUUCUCGUGUAUUUCUGUUAUUACGGUAACAGACGAUGAAGAUGAAGAGUAACUCUCUGUCGUCGAAGUCGUGGCCUAAUGGUUAGAGAGUCUGACUCCUAACACUAAGGUUGUGGGUUCGAGUCUCGGGCCGGCAAUACCACGACUGAGGUGCCCUUGAGCAAGGCACCGAACCCCCCCCAACUGCUCCCCGGGCGCUGCAGCAUACAUGGCUGCCCAGUGCUCCGGGUGUGUGUUCACGGUGUGUGUGUGUGUUCACUGCUGUGUGUGUGUGCACUUUGGAUGGGUCAAAUGCAGAGCACGAAUUCCUUGUAUGGGUCGCCGUAUGUCACGUCUCUUUCACUUUCACAGCACUGAGCUGGGUUUAAAUGACUAUCCAGAAUGUUUAACUCUUUAAAAUUGUUCUUUCCUCCUGUUUUGACUGAAAGUCUUCCUCAUGUCUCACUUCGCACUGGUGUUAAUACGAAGCUCAUAUGAAUG
This is a messenger RNA of Tachysurus fulvidraco (yellow catfish), 2878 nucleotides long. RefSeq names its product actin related protein 3B (gene actr3b). The record is from RefSeq and is a predicted model, not a curated record. The transcript is spliced from 12 exons. Lineage: Eukaryota; Metazoa; Chordata; Actinopteri; Siluriformes; Bagridae. The coding region runs from base 345 to 1511 and encodes 388 amino acids. Gene Ontology annotation, cellular component: actin cortical patch. Gene Ontology annotation, molecular function: actin filament binding.